Molecule: messenger RNA, 1050 nt
Organism: Lates calcarifer (barramundi perch)
Lineage: Eukaryota; Metazoa; Chordata; Actinopteri; Centropomidae
Gene: ltc4s
Product: leukotriene C4 synthase
Exons: 6
Coding region: 164-616 (150 amino acids)
Biological process (GO): leukotriene biosynthetic process
Cellular component (GO): membrane; nuclear envelope; endoplasmic reticulum
Molecular function (GO): leukotriene-C4 synthase activity; glutathione transferase activity; enzyme activator activity
Source: RefSeq, a predicted model, not a curated record
UUCUGUGUGUGUUGUGUCUUUACAUUAGGAUGAAGAAUCUACAGCUGAUCCAGCAUCAGCCGACAGAGCGUUUUAGCUUCUAUACAACUGCGUUAACAACUGUUGUCAGAGUCCAGGUGUGUGCGUGUGUGUGUGUUCCGGUCUCACCUGUGGCUCUGCAGAGAUGUUGGACGAGGCGGUCGGCCUCGGCGCCGUGACCGUGCUCGGCGUCCUGGAGCAAGCUUACUUCUCUCUCCAGGUGAUUUACGCCAGGAGAAAGUACUCGGUGUCUCCGCCGGCUACGACCGGACCUCCGGAGUUUGAGAGGGUCUUCAGAGCUCAAGCAAACUGUUCAGAGUAUUUCCCGAUCUUCAUCACUGUCCUGUGGACGGCCGGAGUCUUCUUCAGCCAAGGUCUGUCCUCAGUCUGUGGUCUGCUUUAUUUAUACGGACGCCUCCGGUACUUUCAUGGAUACUCACAGUCGGCACAGGGACGUCUGGCUCCUCUGUAUUUCAGCGCUCAGAUUCUCUGGGUUCUGAUCGGGUUCUCGUGUCUCGGCGUCGUCCUCUCCUUCUGCCGGGUUUACCUGAACGUGGACGUUCUGCAGGAGCUCGGCUCCGCCCUCGGCCUGGUCUGAAGAAAAUACAGAAGAAGAGGCGGAGAGGAAACUGUGGUGCUGAGGUCAGAGGUCAGGAGGAGACGGGACCUUUUGUUGUUUUUAUUUGUGAUAAUAAAACACAGUUAUUCCUUGUUAUUCUGUCAUAUUUAUUAAUGUGCAUGUUUCUGCAUGAAGUUUGGUUUGUUAAAGAUGGUCCGCCUGUUACAGCAGCUCUUUCUCACUGUUGACUUGUUCCUACUCUCUAACUUCCUUUUUUUUCAUGUGCAUUUGUGUCUUUUUCUGGUUUAUAUAUCGUCUUGUUUACAUCUUGUUUUGUAUUUACUCAUAUUUAUUUCUUGCUUAUUGAUUUUGCUGCCCCGGCAACGAUGUGAAUUUCCCUGCUGUGGGACUAAUAAAAGAUUAUCUUAUCUUAGUUAUUGAAUUCCUGAAAUAAAAUCACUCGUUCACUCGUC